UCUGACAUCUCACCUUUCUUCCGGAAUUUCUCAAUGUUAACAGUCUCGAAAUUCUCUGCUCUGCGAUUUGCCGAAAGAGAAAAAUCUCAGUUUCUGUGACAGAGAAGAGUAAAAAGUAAAAAAAAUGGAGUCUUGGGUGCCUCUAUUCGACAUUUUCUUGAACUCCCCAUGUCCUGAAACAGAAGCCUCUCUAUGGCUACAACAAUCUUUCAACCCCUCAUCAACCACCACCAUCUCCACAAACUCCUUCCUUUCCUUGCUCACAAAACCCGCUGACGCCAUUGUUGUCGACUCUUCGUUUCCUUCACCUUCGCAAUCUUCUCACACAAAUAGGGUAACGUGGAUUCGGACAGUGCCAAAUGCAGUUCAAGCACGAAUCCUAUCGUUUCUUGCAUUCGAGCACCGGAGGUUUGGCACGCAAGACUUGUCUAAACUUGCCACGGAUAUGUUGAGUGAGAGUGAUGAACUGGAUUUUUGGGUAAAGAGAGCUGCACGCCAGCUGCUUGACGUAGUGUCUGACUCCAAUUAUGAGUGGGUAUCUUGUUUGAAUAUGGAUUCAGAACAAGAAAAAGUGGAUGAUGAUUUUGGGUCGUUGCCAGAUUGGCUUAAGGAUGCGGCAAAUACCAGUGACUUGGUUCUUCCAUGGCUUCCUAUAUCCCCUGAUCGAUUAAAUUUGAGAAUAUCAUUUAGUAGUAGUGGUGGGAAUGAAGAUUCGUUGAUUGAAGUUGAAGAGGAUGUACAAGAGGGCUCAGAUGAAGUUAUGACAGACGUUGAUGUUGUCAAUCCAAAAAAUGAUCCCAUUCACCCCGAAGUUGAAAAGAAGGCCAGUAGUUUGAAAGCCGUGUAUUAAAUUUUGAAUCUACUUCUAAAAAUGUUGGAUUGGCUGAUGAAAUUUGCCAACUAGCGUUGAAAGAGGAGGAGAUUCUUUGGAAAUUUUGGGUUUGAUUGAGCCUUGGAAAGUGGAUGAUGAGAUAACAUUCAUUUUGAUUUCUCAGCUUUCAAGUGGAAAUCAAGAUGAACUCAGCUGGCCAAGUCAUGUUCUAUGCUCAAUUAUGCUUCCUAAGCUUUAGUAUUUGAGGAACCACUGAACCAGCUUCUUGUCUACUUGUGGCUGCUACAAUAGAAUACUGCAAGCUUCAUCAGAGG
Ilex paraguariensis (yerba mate) is the source of this 1146-nucleotide messenger RNA. NCBI's taxonomy places the organism in Eukaryota, Viridiplantae, Streptophyta, Magnoliopsida, Aquifoliales, Aquifoliaceae. The record is from the annotation of a GenBank genome assembly.